CCACGCCCGCCACCUUGACCGCCCUGAUAACGGGAUCUCGAAGGGUAGAGGGCGAUAGUUUUUUGGAUAUAUUCUAAGGCUGGAAAGUCCGACUUUUUUUUUAUACAGGGCUAUCUUUUUUGUUCCACGAUGCAGAAAUCUCUAAAUUAUACACGAUAGUCUUCGUGGGGGAUAUUUCACGAGGGUGAAUGUUCGACUGUGGCUCAUCAAUGGAACACCCGACCAAGUUUUUGAAUAGUUCGACCAUACUCAUUUUUCUCUGUCUCAUCGCUUCUGUCUCAGAUAUCAUAGAGUCAAGAUUGUACUGUCGGCCUGAUCGCAUCCAAUUGUUAGGGUUGUGGUUUUCCGUCUACCCGUCAUUCAAAGUAAUGUUUGUGCGCCGCUCUAGAUUUUAUUUGAAUAUUGCGUGAAUGAUGA
Messenger RNA from Mycena citricolor, 417 nucleotides. NCBI's taxonomy places the organism in Eukaryota, Fungi, Basidiomycota, Agaricomycetes, Agaricales, Mycenaceae. The record is from the annotation of a GenBank genome assembly.